Molecule: messenger RNA, 1614 nt
Organism: Tinamus guttatus (white-throated tinamou)
Lineage: Eukaryota; Metazoa; Chordata; Aves; Tinamiformes; Tinamidae
Source: RefSeq, a predicted model, not a curated record
AUGGAAAUAGGAACUCCAGGCAUCGCCUGCCCGCAGCACUCGGACGAGCUGUGCGAGAGCUGCCUGGGCAAGACCACCCUGACGGCCGAGAACGCCGUGGAGGCCAACAAGCUCUCCAACAACUACAAGUUCGGCUUCAAGAAGUGGAAGAGCCACGUGACGGCGCGGCCGUGGGAGGACCGCUCGGAGAUCGUCAAGGAGCUCUACUCCGACCUCAACGUCAUCAAGGGCUCCGGAGGCUCCACGGUGACGUGUGGCAACGUGCUCUACACGGAGGUGCCGCUGGAGGCCGAGGUGAUCCUGUGCUGCUACCGCGCCGUCAACGCCUACUACUACAAGUACACCGUGGACGGCAUCAACGUCUUCGCCGUCAACCUGCUGCCGCUGGUGGUGGUGACGCUGGUGCUGGGCUACGUGGACGGGCGCAACCGGCUGACGAGCUCACCCGUGAAGUUCACCCUGGCCCUGCUCUCCAUCAUGCCGCUCUCCUACUACAUCGGCAUGGCCAUCGCCAGCAUCUCGGCGCAGAGCAACUUCGCGGUGGGGGCGGUGGUGAACGCCACCUUCGGCUCCAUCACGGAGCUCACCUUCUACAUCACGGCGCUCAUCAAGGGCGCCCGCGAGGGCAACAAGUGCUACGAGGAGAUCGUCAAGGCGGCGCUGACGGGCACCCUCGUGGGCUGCGUCCUCCUGGUCCCGGGCUUGUGCAUGGUCAUCGGAGGCAUCCGGCACCAGGAGCAGCGGUUCAACAGCCGCUCGGCGGGCGUCAGCUCGGCCCUGCUCUUCCUCUCCGUGGGAGGGGAGGGUGGGGGCGCCGCUGGCAAAAAAAAAACGCUCUUCUCCAAGGUGUACGGGAAGUUGGUGUGCGGCGAGUGCCACAACGUCACCCAGAACCCGCUGGGCCGCUACCUCUGCCACAGCUGCCACUUCGACCUGAUGCACAGCAACGGCACCCUCUACUACAGCCACGUCCAGCCCCUGGUGUACACGGUGUCCCUGCUGCUCCCCACUGCCUACCUCAUCGGCCUCUUCUUCACCCUGAAAACUCACUCGCACAUCUACGACAUCCACAUCAGCGACUGUCACAUGCCCGGCCACCACCACAGCGCCAUGGUCCACUGGUCUCGGUGGAGGGCCCUGCUCAUCCUCCUGCUGUCCACGCUCUGCAUGUCGGCCUGCGCCGACCUGGCCACGGAGCACAUCAGCCCCAUCCUCACCAGCUCCACCAUCUCCCAGUACUUCAUCGGCGUCACCGUGCUGGCCAUGGUGCCCGAGCUGCCCGAAAUUGUCAACGGGAUCCAGUUCGCCCUGCAGAACAACCUGAGCUUGAGCAUCGAGAUCGGGAACUGCAUCGCCGUCCAGGUGUGCAUGCUGCAGAUCCCCAUCCUGGUGCUCUUCACCAUCUUCUACCCCACAAACUUCACAUUGGUCUUCAGCGAUUUGCACGUCUACGCCAGCAUGUUCAGCGUGGUUCUCAUGAACUACAUCUUCAUGGAUGGCAAGUGUGAUUACUUCCAAGGCACCGUGCUGGUGAUGGUCUACUUCAUCCUCUUGGCCGUGUACUUCUUUGCACCUUCUCCCAGUGGCUGCUGAGGCCGGGCUGGGCUUCCUGCA